AUGCUCAGAGUUGUUGCGUGUCAAGUCAAAUUUGGAUUUGUAAUUAGCAGUGUCUGUUGUGGGAGUUCUGGUGAUCAGGAGUGCUGCCAGAGGUGUGGGUUGUUGCUAGAGACUAAUUUAAAAUUGUUCACGUGGGCUGGCGUCCUCUGUUGCUUGAUAUGGAAUGGAUUUGCUCAGCAAGGUGGAAGUGACUGCAUAAAAGCUAAUGCAAAAUCAUGUGGUGAAUGUAUACAAGCAGGACCAAACUGUGGUUGGUGUAAAAAAACAGACUUUUUGCAAGAAGGAGAACCAACAUCUGCCCGAUGUGAUGACUUGGCAGCGCUAAAGAGUAAAGGCUGUCCUAUGGAAGAUAUAGAAAAUCCCAGAGGUAGCAAACAGGUGCUUGAAGACAGAGAAGUAACGAAUCGUAAGAUAGGUGCUGCAGAGAAGCUGAAACCAGAGGCCAUUACACAGAUCCAGCCACAAAAAUUAGUACUGAAACUAAGAGUCGGCGAACCUCAAACAUUUUCAUUAAAAUUUAAGAGAGCUGAAGACUACCCCAUUGAUCUGUAUUAUCUUAUGGAUCUCUCCUAUUCUAUGAAAGAUGACUUAGAGAAUGUGAAAAGUCUCGGAACGGCUCUGAUGUUAGAAAUGGAAAAAAUAACUUCAGACUUUCGAAUUGGCUUUGGCUCUUUUGUGGAGAAAACUGUGAUGCCAUAUAUCAGUACAACACCAGCCAAACUCCGAAAUCCUUGUACAGGUGACCAGAACUGUACGAGUCCAUUUAGCUAUAAAAAUGUGCUCAGCCUUACCAGUGAAGGAAAUAAAUUCAAUGAACUUGUAGGUAAACAGCACAUUUCUGGGAAUUUAGAUUCUCCUGAAGGUGGAUUUGAUGCAAUAAUGCAGGUUGCAGUUUGUGGGGAACAAAUUGGCUGGAGAAAUGUUACAAGACUAUUAGUGUUUUCCACGGAUGCUGGAUUUCACUUUGCAGGAGAUGGUAAACUUGGUGGAAUUGUUUUACCAAAUGAUGGGAAAUGUCACCUGGAAAAUAAUAUGUACACAAUGAGCCACUAUUAUGAUUAUCCUUCUAUUGCUCAUCUGGUACAGAAACUCAGUGAGAACAAUAUUCAGACAAUCUUUGCUGUUACGGAAGAGUUUCAGGCAGUUUAUAAGGAAUUGAAAAACCUGAUACCUAAAUCUGCAGUGGGAACAUUGUCUUCAAACUCCAGCAAUGUGAUUCAGCUGAUCAUUGAUGCGUACAAUUCCCUUUCUUCAGAGGUUAUCCUAGAAAACAGUAAGCUACCAAAAGGAGUGACAAUCAGUUAUAAGUCUUUCUGCAAGAAUGGAGUGAAUGACACACAAGAAGAUGGAAGGAAAUGUUCUAACAUUUCAAUUGGAGAUGAGGUUAAAUUUGAGAUUAAUGUAACAGCUAAUGAAUGUCCAAAGAAAGGACAAAAUGAAACAAUUAAAAUUAAACCACUGGGAUUCACUGAAGAAGUGGAAAUUAAUCUCCAGUUCAUCUGUGAAUGUCAGUGUCAAAGUGAAGGAGAACCUAAUAGUCCAGCCUGCCACGAAGGAAAUGGAACAUUCGAAUGUGGUGCAUGCAGGUGUAAUGAAGGACGUAUUGGAAGACUAUGUGAAUGUAGUACAGAUGAAGUAAAUAGUGAGGAUAUGGAUGCUUACUGCAGGAGGGAGAACAGCACAGAAAUAUGCAGUAACAAUGGAGAAUGCAUUUGUGGACAAUGUGUGUGCAAGAAAAGAGAAAACACCAAUGAAGUGUAUUCUGGCAAAUAUUGUGAAUGUGAUAACUUCAACUGUGAUCGAUCAAAUGGUUUGAUUUGUGGAGGAAAUGGUAUCUGCAAAUGCAGAGUGUGCGAGUGUUUCCCCAACUUCACUGGUAGUGCAUGCGAUUGUUCUUUGGAUACUUUUCCGUGUAUGGCAUCUAAUGGGCAGAUCUGCAAUGGGAGAGGAACCUGUGAAUGUGGCACCUGCAAUUGUACAGAUCCCAAAUUCCAAGGCCCAACAUGUGAAAUGUGUCAAACUUGCCUCGGUGUCUGUGCAGAGCACAAGUAA
Molecule: messenger RNA, 2052 nt
Organism: Pterocles gutturalis (yellow-throated sandgrouse)
Lineage: Eukaryota; Metazoa; Chordata; Aves; Pterocliformes; Pteroclidae
Gene: ITGB1
Product: integrin, beta 1 (fibronectin receptor, beta polypeptide, antigen CD29 includes MDF2, MSK12)
Exons: 13
Coding region: 1-2052 (683 amino acids)
Biological process (GO): cell migration; integrin-mediated signaling pathway; cell adhesion mediated by integrin
Cellular component (GO): cell surface; focal adhesion; integrin complex
Molecular function (GO): integrin binding; C-X3-C chemokine binding; collagen binding involved in cell-matrix adhesion
Source: RefSeq, a predicted model, not a curated record